This is a messenger RNA of Gadus morhua (Atlantic cod), 2028 nucleotides long. It is a transcript of the gene eaf2, whose product is annotated as ELL associated factor 2. Gene Ontology annotation, molecular function: transcription elongation factor activity. Bases 96 to 986 code for a protein of 296 amino acids. Gene Ontology annotation, biological process: transcription elongation by RNA polymerase II. Lineage: Eukaryota; Metazoa; Chordata; Actinopteri; Gadiformes; Gadidae. Gene Ontology annotation, cellular component: super elongation complex. The transcript has 6 exons. The record is from RefSeq and is a predicted model, not a curated record.
GAGCUUAGUGCUGUGUGUGAUGUGGCCAGACCUCUGCCAUAUAUGGUACUGAAUAGAAAAGCAUAGCAGAAAGUUUACAGCACACGAAACUCAGAAUGAAUGGGACGGCAUAUGCUAACUUUGACAACCAAGAACACGUCCUGAAAUUAGGGGAGACGUUUGAGAAACACCCUAAAACUGCAUACCACACAGUGCGAUAUGACUUCAAACCGGCGUCCAUUGAUACAACAUGUGAAGGCGAACUUGAAGUGGGCAAGGGAGAGCAAGUAACCAUCACUCUCCCCAACUUGGAGGGUUCCACCGCCCCGGUCACGGUCUUCAAAGGAUCCAAGAGGCCCUACAUGAAAGAAUGCAUCCUCAUUGUGAACCACGACACCGGAGAGUACCGCCUGGAGAAACUCAACAGCAACAUAGCAGUCAAAAAGACCAGGGCUGAGGGGAGCAGUAAGGUCCAGUCCCGUCUGGAGCAGCAGACCAGCCGGCUGAGCCAGCAGGUGAAAUGUGGGGGCAGCGGGACCAAGGCGCCCCCCAGCAGCAUCGCUGGGGAGGGGCCCCCUCCCCCCAAAGAGAAGAUGUUCCCCGCGUCACCCAUGGACGACAUCGAGAGAGAGCUGAUGGAGGAGGCUCAGGGCAUGGACCAGAUGAGCAGCGGCGACAGCUCCUCUGACUCCAACAGCUCCUCCUCGUCCAGCAGCGACGACAGCUCCAGCGACGAGGAGGGGGGCCGGCGACGCUCGUCCCCCUCAGCCCAGGCCCAGGCCCAGGCCCCGGCCCCGGCCCCGGCCCCGGCAGCGCCCGCCAUCCCCUCCCCGACACUCCACAGCAUGCCCGUCCUCAUCACAGGGAACCCCCUGGCCGGCGCGCCCCAGCCCCCCGGCCGCCCGGAGGAGAGCGGCGGGGGCGGGGGCGGGGGGGGGGUCCACAUCAACACGCUCAAGAACGAUCUCCAGCUCAGCGAGUCAGGAAGCGAAAGUGACAGUGACUGAGCGACAGUGGGGCGAAUUCCUCUCCGUGGUUCUGGGCUGGAAUGAAAGUGCUCGGAAGGACAACAAUCAACCAUUGCUUGCUAUUCUUGGGAGUGUUCAUCUCUUUGAUCUGUGUAACGUCCUGGGACUCAAGAAUGCCAUUGUUGCCAGUGCUCAGAUGGUUGUCCUUUUGGAAAUUGUCAUAUUCAAUCAUACUACCGAAAACAUAAUCAUGUUUGUCAUUUAACACGACAGACUACGAUUAGAUUCAGUUGCCAACCACCAUAGUUCCUGCAUUUCAAUAAGUCCUAUUUAGUGACAUUAAUGUGAUGAGUUAAAAGCUGUGAUCAAUUGUUGGAUACAUAUUUCAAAAAUAUAUAUAUAGUCGGCAUAUAGGCUGUUUGCCGAUUAUGUCUUAAGUGGUGUUUAUUUGUAAUUAAAGAAGGAAAGAAUUGCAGAUGAGCAUAUAUGUAUAUAUGUAUUUUUUAGGCAAUGCCACAUUGAUAUCAGGAACGGGAAAACUUAUUGAGCAUUUCUGUUAGUUUAAGAAGCCAGUGCCUGAUUAUUUUUGACUAGUUUAGUAAAAUUCCAUUUUAAGGAAUUAUCUUAAAAGGCCCCUUGUUUAUUUAUUGUCAUUUCAUUAUUCGUAGGUCUGAUUUGGUUAGGUAGUCUUGUCAUUCUGACACGUUUUCAGUAGGUGUAUGGAAGAAUAAUGGCCUUUGUAGAGAACCUGCGAUACUUGAAUUGGAAUAUUUAUAAUAGAAUUGUAUACUCUGACCAACCGAUAGUUGCUUAAUAUAUCCAAUGUAAUUUCACUUGAGAGAAACAACAAAGUGGCAGUUUAUGUAGUUGUAAGCAUCAAUACUGUGCCUAAAUGUGAUUUCCUUUGGGACUUUGCUAUGAAUUUGCCUUAGGUAAUUAUAACUACAUGCAAAUCGUAUACUGAAACAUAGAUGAGUGGGAAGAUGCACCAAACAACAUUCUUGAGUUGCAGAUUUCAAUAUUGUAUUAGAUAUCAAUGUAAUUCCUUUGUAGAUUAAUAAACAUUCAGAUUGACUUCUAA